AUGGCUGACGAAUUAAAUUAUCUAAUUGUUGGUGGUCUUAGCUAUAUUGGCCUACAUAUUGUUGAAUACCUGUUGAAGAAGUAUCCGAAUGUUAAGCUAACAAUUCUUGAUUUAUCAUUUAAUGCGGCUUAUGCAAAUGAAAUUUUGAAAAAAGUUGAAAAUUAUCCUCAACAAUGCACUAUUACUAUUGGUAGUUCUGGGAAUAGUGAAUUGGUGAAGAAAAUACUAGAGAAACAAAAGAUCAAUACAGUAUUGUACAACGUUUGGAGUCGUGAUGUUAGUGCUACUGCUGCUAAAAAAGAUCAUUCAGAAUGUUUUCGCAAAACGUUAUCCUGUCUAACGCAAUUUCUAGAAGUUCUACGAUGCUAUGGAAAAUUGGCAAAAUUCAUUCUUAUUAGUUCAGAAGUAGUUUAUGGAAAACAAAUAUUAAAAUUGGAGACAACAGCAACAAAACCAUGUUCACUUAAAGGAGCGGCGAUUAAUGCUUGUGAAAUGAUGCUUCAUUCUUACAUUACUAGUUAUCGUAUACCUGCUCUUACUGUUCGAUUAUCUGCAAUUAUCUACGGUGGGGUAAUGGAUGAUAAUUCAUUAUUAUAUCUAGAACAGGAUGACAAUGAAGAAAUUGGAACUGUUGGUUUGUUACACGUUCAGGAUGCUGUAGUUGGGAUUGGAGCUGCUUUAGAAAGAGGGCAUAUUGGUGAAAUUUAUAAUAUUGGAGGUCAAUUCGAUUGUUCUUCGCACUUUGUUCAACUUAUUGCAAAGUUUAAAAAAAAUGAAAUUUCAAGUGAUGGAAUCAGUUUAUUGCCGCUGACAAUGUCAUCGAUGAAAGCUGAUCUUGAAUUACUUUGGAAAGCUAAAAUCUCGGAAUCAGAGGGAAUGCGUGAAAUAAUGGUUAAAAGCGAAAGUCACCGAAAUGAAAUGGAUGAAGCUAGUACAGAUAAAAUCCUUGUCUAUGGCACUGAUUUCGCUUUGAAGCGUCUUAGUAGGUUAAUUGAGAAUAAGAAAAGAUAUCUGCCGGAAUCGCUACAGAAGGAAAAUAUUAUUAUUACCACUCGACCGUUUGACUCGAGUGAUGUUGACAUUAAUGAAAUCAUUGAUGUAUCUCCAAGUCAUAUUGUUUAUAUCAACGUUCCUAAUGUGUCAGAAGUAUAUCAUAUUGAACCUAUGAUUGAUAUUCGAUCAUUACUUAAGACCAAACUGUGUGCAAUGCUUUAUGCUCCCUGGUUUUUGGCAUCAUUUUGUGACAAACACUCAAUCCAUUUCACUUAUUUAACUUCGUAUAAUCUUCUUGGAGAGAGUUUUUUUACAGCACCUCAUUUGGGAUUCGAGCUGCCUGAUAUACGUUUUGAACUUUAUGAUUAUCUUAUGGCUAUUGAUAAAUUUGCUGAUCGUUUAUUGCAACAUUUUGAUAACAUUCUAUUUUGUCGUGCAGGAAUUAUGAUCAAUAAAGAUGAAUCCAAUAAGGAGACGUGUUUUGGUAUGGAGUCAUCACUUUAUUUAUCUUUUUUGUCGGAUUGCAUUCCACGAAUUCUUGAUCUUGCACUAAAAGGUCGUACUGGUAUGGCUGAUGUUUUAAAUCCAAUACCUCUUGAUGAUUAUGAUUUUCGAGAAGAAUGUAAUCGAGGGAAUAGACCGUUUGGUGCAUUAAUCGAAUUCGUAUGUUCAUUUAAAAAAAUAGAUCAUUUUUGA
Molecule: messenger RNA, 1689 nt
Organism: Cercopithifilaria johnstoni
Lineage: Eukaryota; Metazoa; Nematoda; Chromadorea; Rhabditida; Onchocercidae
Source: the annotation of a GenBank genome assembly